Molecule: messenger RNA, 1616 nt
Organism: Lagopus muta (rock ptarmigan)
Lineage: Eukaryota; Metazoa; Chordata; Aves; Galliformes; Phasianidae
Gene: ELOVL3
Product: ELOVL fatty acid elongase 3
Exons: 4
Coding region: 207-851 (214 amino acids)
Biological process (GO): sphingolipid biosynthetic process; fatty acid elongation, monounsaturated fatty acid; fatty acid elongation, polyunsaturated fatty acid
Cellular component (GO): endoplasmic reticulum membrane
Molecular function (GO): fatty acid elongase activity
Source: RefSeq, a predicted model, not a curated record
UUCUUGCAAGUAGCCUUAGCAAUAGUAGUUACAACUGCGUGGUGAUCCUCUGGAGGAGAAAUUUGGAAUUAUUAUUUAAUAGAAGGCCUUUGCAUCAGAAUUGGAAUAGUGCUGCUGCUGUCUAAUCCCUGUCUCCUUCUGUAAGGUAUAACACCUUCCUUUUUUCUGUAGCUUAUGUGAUUCUGAUCUUUGGAGUCCAAUAUUUAAUGAAGGACAGGAGAGGCUACAAUCUGCGCAUGCCACUGGCCCUCUGGUCCCUGGGGCUGGCCUUAUUCAGCGCCAUUGGGGCCCAUCGCACCUGGAAGCACAUGGUCUUCAUGCUGACUACUAUGGGAUUUAAACAGUCAGUGUGCAAUCAACUCUUUUAUGUUGACCCCAUCUGCAAGCUAUGGGUCUAUUUAUUUAUACUGAGCAAAGUCCUGGAACUGGGUGACACCGUGUUCAUUGUUCUCCGGAAACAGAAGCUCAUAUUCCUCCACUGGUACCACCACAUUCUCACGCUCAUCUAUUCCUGGUACUGCUACAAGGAGAUGUUGUCAGGUGGCAGCUGGUUCAUCACCCUAAACCUCACUAUCCAUACUGUCAUGUACUCCUACUACACCGUGCGAGCAGCAGGCUUCCGGUUACCCCGCUGGAUUGCCAUGGCAAUCACCUUUUCACAGAUUCUGCAGAUGGCAAUAGGUGUAAUAUUGUCCAUCUUGCUCAUCUUCUGGAAGGAGGAUGAGGUCUGCCUUUGCAGUUGGCCUAGCAUUUCCUUUUCAUUGCUAAUGUACCUUAGUUAUUUGGUGCUCUUCUGUAACUACUUCUCCAAGUCUUACCUAAUGAGCACUCAGAAAUUGAAGGGAGAAUAAAACUGGGGAGGGAGGAGGUGGAGGCUGGGAGGCAGGUGAGGGAAAGGGGAACUAUUCAUUUCUGGGUUGAGCUCAGGUACCCAAUGGGAUGGGGGGUGGUGAAGGUCCCUGUGGAUGAAAGCCUUCAGGUUAACUCGUGCAUUGGCCUUUGGCAUGUUGCCCUCCCAAUGGGGACUUGCCAAAGUGAGGCAUAGGUUGCCAUGUGCAAUGCAAGGAAGAGGGAGGCAGAACUGGAGACUCCUUUGGUCCAGCUCCUGGCCCAUAUGAUGCUGCCUAGUUUUGGGCUCACUCUGUCAAAGUAGAGAGGGAAGGAACCAUGCUCUAGCUCAUCUGCUGUUCUUGGUUCUGCUGGCGAUGAAGACCCCUCUCUGCUAAUACAAGGAAAGCAAUGAGUGGCUGCAAGUCUUCUCUCCACAACUGUUUGCAGAGCACAGAAUGUACAGCUGAGAAGUAACACAGACCUCUGAGCUGAGCCCAGGCAUUUAGCCUUACCCAAUCUGCCAUAAAUGCUUGGCAUGCUGACACAGGUUCAAACAUCACCUCCCAUAAGGCUACACCUAGAGUCACACAAUGAAUCACUUGGAUGUUAGUGGUUAUUACCAUGAGAGUGCUGAGCAGGCUGACUGGGACAGCUGCUGCCUGGGCUCUGAGUAAGACCAGGUGUUGCUGCGGGCCCUGCCAAGGGACAGACCCAUGGGUGGGAGGCAGAAGGGUCUGAGAACUCCUCUCUGGGUGCAUUGGAAAUGGCAAUGGUGAUGCCUGAAA